Messenger RNA from Coniophora puteana RWD-64-598 SS2, 1614 nucleotides. RefSeq names its product FAD/NAD(P)-binding domain-containing protein. The record is from RefSeq and is a predicted model, not a curated record. Gene Ontology annotation, molecular function: GDP-dissociation inhibitor activity. Gene Ontology annotation, cellular component: Rab-protein geranylgeranyltransferase complex; cytoplasm; nucleus. The transcript has 4 exons. Bases 1 to 1578 code for a protein of 525 amino acids. Lineage: Eukaryota; Fungi; Basidiomycota; Agaricomycetes; Boletales; Coniophoraceae. Gene Ontology annotation, biological process: small GTPase-mediated signal transduction; vesicle-mediated transport; protein geranylgeranylation.
AUGGCAGACGACGACGGCUUCCCCGAUCCCAACUACGACGCAAUCAUCUUUGGCACUGGCCUGACCGAGUCCAUCGUUGCUGCGGCGCUCGCCAAAGCUGGCUUCCGUGUGGCGCAUGUCGACUCAAACCCCCACUAUGGCUCACAGGACACCGUCUUCAGUGUCGAAGAAUUCGUGAAUUGGCUCGACAAGGAUUCGUCUAUCUUGCCGCGACCAACAUCCGCAUCUUGGCAUGGUGAUGUUCCUACUAACCAUCGGCAGUACUCCAUCUCCCUCUCUCCGUCCGUCAUCCACUCGGUCGGCCCCUUCAUAUCUUCUCUGGUUGGCUCUGGAGUCUAUCGCUAUGGCGAGUACAAGCUACUGGGACCCGUCGGCAUCUACGAAGGCACCGAGAUCAAGAUGGUUCCUCAAAGCAAAGAAGACGUCUUCAAGGCGCCUAAUCUAAGUCUAGUCGAGAAGCGCCGUCUGAUGCGAUUUCUGCUGUUUGCUGCCGGCGACUUUGAAAACGAUCAACAACUUCAGGGCAAGGAGAAUCAGCUAUUCCUCACUUUCCUCCAAGAGACAUUUUCCCUGAACGAGGAGAUUGCCCGAACGAUUGCUUAUUCCUUGGCCUAUUGCUAUUCCUCUGAUGAACCCGCUCUGCCCUGCUUGAACCGUAUCAGAAGGUGCUUGAGGUCAGCGGGUCAUUAUGGCUCCUCACCCUUCCUUGUGGGCUCCUAUGGGGGUCUGGGUGACAUUGCUCAAGGUUUCUGUCGAAUCGUCGCUGUCUGCGGAAAUACAUGCGCACUGAACGUGACCGUCACCUCUGCUGCUAUUGUAACCGAUGGCGACUCUCCUAGCACCAGAUACACCGUCCACUUGGACAAGUUCCCCAAGCCCAUCCACUCGCGCUGCAUAAUCUCAUCUGCUGAUCUCCUCCCCGAUCAGUUCCGUGACUUGGCAUUCACGCCAGCAUCCAAUACAUCAGUGGAUGUGUCAAAUCCCAGUGCCGUGGCACGAGCCGUGGCCAUUGUCGAUCAACCGCUGCAAUUCGCAAAUAUUGCUCAAAGUGGAGACGAUCAGGCAGAACCUGACAGUACCGAACGGCCUCCUGUCGACAGCGGCGUCAUUGUCUUUCCUCCAAAGUCUUUGCAAAGCGGCUCCGAAGCUACAUCAGUACAUGCAUAUAUCCAAGGUCCAGGCACCAUGUCAACACCAGCUGGGAAGUGGCUCAUUUAUCUUGCCAUGCCUCUCGCCCAUCCACCGAUCUUAUCAGCAGAGGAACUGCUGACGCCCUAUCUCACCGAGACCUUGUCGAAAUGCUCCUCUGCGGAAAUCUCACCAUUGUUCAAGGCCUUUUACAUACAGCAAGCUUCGGCUUUGCGGGUGCCAGAAGGCAGAAGCCCUUCAUCCGUCAUAGUGACACCCUCGCACUGUCCGCACAUCGCUCUAUCAGGUGAUGCUGCCGCUCUCGCCGCCGAAGAAGUCUUCAAGAGAGCCGUGAAAGUGCUGAAGAGACCAGAUACAGAGGAUGAGGCCCCGUACUCAUUCUGGCCGCCACGCGAGAAGUCCGAAGAGCCUGAUGAAGACGAAUGGUAGACAGAAACCGCUCAUGUACAAUACGUUUAAUACGCU